Messenger RNA from Dromiciops gliroides (monito del monte), 1418 nucleotides. It is a transcript of the gene EDA2R, whose product is annotated as ectodysplasin A2 receptor. The coding region runs from base 197 to 1306 and encodes 369 amino acids. Gene Ontology annotation, cellular component: plasma membrane. Gene Ontology annotation, biological process: tumor necrosis factor-mediated signaling pathway; positive regulation of JNK cascade; positive regulation of canonical NF-kappaB signal transduction. NCBI's taxonomy places the organism in Eukaryota, Metazoa, Chordata, Mammalia, Microbiotheria, Microbiotheriidae. Gene Ontology annotation, molecular function: protein binding; tumor necrosis factor receptor activity. The record is from RefSeq and is a predicted model, not a curated record. The transcript has 8 exons.
AACUGGGAGCUGGGCGGGGUAGGGGUCCACCCGCCUGCCUUCCUGCCUGCCUGCUUGCCUGUCUGUCCAUCUGCCCGCUGGUCUGCCCGACAGCCUGACUGCAGAUCCUGCCUGACUCAGCCGCCGCUGCCACCACCUCCUAGACUGACCUUCCCUUGGUGUCCACUCCCAGCUUCCCCACUCCUAGACCAGCAACAUGGAGUGCCAAGAGAAUCAAUACCGGGACCAGUGGGGACAUUGUGUCACUUGCCAACAGUGCGGCCCUGGCCAGGAGCUCUCCAAGGAAUGUGGCUAUGGGGAAGGAGGAGAUGCAUUCUGCAUUCCUUGUCCUCCCCGAAGAUAUAAGAGUGGCUGGGGUCACCAUAACUGUCAGGCCUGCCUAACUUGUGCUGUCAUCAACCGGGUUCAGAAAGUAAACUGCACUGCCACUUCCAACGGGGUCUGCGGAGACUGUCUCCCCAGGUUCUACUGUAAGACCCGCAUCGGUGGCCUUCAGGACCAGGAGUGCAUCUCAUGCACCAAGCAGACCCCUGUGUCGGAGGUUCAAUGUGCCUUCAGACUGAGCUCCGUGAAGCUUGAGGUACCCACAGCACCCCCUCAGGAAGCCACGCUCAUGGUACUAACGAGCAGUGUGCUAAUUGUUUUCGCCCUGGCUCUCAUAGCCUUUGCCAUCGUCUACUGUAAGCGGUUCAUCAAGCGCCAAUUCCGGCAUGGCUUCAUUGGGUCUCCAGACUUUCGGGGGCAGAGAGAACUAUCUCAACCAUCUAAUUACGCAGGUCCGUGGCCCAGCAGAGAGCUGGGCAUGAAAAAUCUGGGGCCUGUUGUCGAGCAAAAUGGAGCCUCUGAGGAUUCGGUGCAGUUUGUGGCCGACGGUCCAGCACCCAGAACCGAAGGAAGCGAACGGCUUCGUCACCUACACCCCAGCCUUGAGCCUUCCCACCCCGGGCAGCAGCUGGCCGGCAAUCCCACUGACGCCCAGGCACUCAUCCACACCUGCCCGCCUUCUGAAGCCCAACCCGACCCAACGGGGCACCCCCCGACACUUCCUUCCUGCGCUUCAGAAACACAAUCGUGUUGGGCCCACGCCCCCGUCGAAUGCACGGAGCUGGACCUUCACAAGUUUUCCAGCUGCAGCCCUUACACCAGUGCAGAAGGGCACAGGGAAGCUGUCAUCUGGGCCAUGCCAGGGGGCACCGGAGAUAGAGCGGGGUUCACCCCUUCCUUAUACCACUUAGAGGGAAAGUCUCCUGCACCGGAUUCUUCCUUUAAGAUCUCUUCGGCCAAUGGCGGCCACAUGUCCUGGUAAACUGUCAAGCCACCUAUUACUGGACUUCAAUCAAUUGGCUCCAGUAUUGAUGACUUUUUCCGUAUCUGCUCUGCAAGCCUGGGGAGGGUGCAAACUCAGCUCCCCAGGCUAG